GGCGCCGCGGGCCUCUCGGCCUCGCAGCGCCGCGCCGAGCUGCGGCGGAGGAAGCUGCUGAUGAACUCGGAGGAGCGGAUCAACCGCAUCAUGGGCUUCCACCGGCCCGCGGCGGGCAGGGAUGAUGAAGGCCACGGAGAAUCAAAACUUCAGCAUGAACAAGAUAAAUCAAACUCCUUUCCUAUUCCUUCAGUUUCCAAGCGAAUUGUGCUUGGCGAUUCUGUCUGUAACCUACCGGGAACGGCUGACCAUGCAAGCAGCAUUGUAGACCUCAAAGCGGAUAAGAAAGACUUGUUCAGUAAAACUCCAGAGCUUGUCACUGAGGGCACAAGCGAGCUCCGUCACCGUAACAGAGGGGAACUGUCAUCUGAAGCUGCGCCAUGGCCACCUAGACAUGGAUUAGACCAAUACUUAUCGAGAUUUGAUGAAGCUCUGAAGCUGAGGAACCAGCUGAUGAAUGAGAAGCCUAGCCAAGAGAAUGGGAAUGCAGUGGAGGAGUUUGAUUCUUUCCGCAUUUUUAGAUUAGUGGGAUGCGCUCUGCUUGCCAUUGCAGUCAGGGCUUUUGUGUGCAAGCACCUGAUUGGCUACAUGGGACUUUCCAAGUGCUUUCCAAAGUGUGAGAAGAAGGUGAAAACGACAGUACUAACUGCUGCUCUCUUACUGUCUGGAAUUCCUGCAGAGGUGAUUAGUCGCUCCAUGGAUACCUACAGCAAAAUGGGAGAUGUUUUCACAGACCUUUGUGUCUAUUUCUUCACUUUUAUCUUCUGCCAUGAACUUUCUGUGUUUUUUGGUUCGGAAGUACCCUGAUGGCUAUAGAAUUCAAUGCAGUAGUUACACUAAAGCUUUCUGGUCUGUAUUGCUUUAACAUCUGACUGUCCAACCAGGUUUAAACCUUAAUUAUAAUUCUUACCUGUUCGAAUGCUUGAAAGGAGCCUUAAAUCCAAUCAUUUUGAGAAUAGAAGAACAGGAUCCUAGGCUGCCAGUUGUAUUAGUAAAAUUUAUUUAUAUACUGUGUCUGCCUAUUACAAAUGUAAAGAAUAGGAUGCAAGUGUCAGUAGAUGAUUUAUUUUGUUUAGUUAGAUGAUGCUCUUCUCACCCUCCUUCAUAAACACUUACAAAGCUACCUUUGUUUUUAUGGUGAGAACAAGAAGAGAUUUACUUCCAGCAGAACCAUAUAUAUAUAUAUCUAAUAUAUGCUAACAAGAAUUGUUCAUUUUGUGUUACUCCCAUUUUUUUAAUGAAAGCUCUAAAUAAAAGAAAAGAAAUCCCUGUAUUUUGUUGUUCCAAUUCAGAAUGCUGAACCAAGCAGCUGUUUGUGGAGAAUGUUGGUGAAACAUGCCACUUCAUUGUUCUAAUCCUUGCCUUGCUAUGAAUUAUUUGCUGUGAUUGUGAUGAAUUUCAUUAGAUGAUUCUAGUGCAAAACAGCAAAGCAAAAAAAAAAUAUAUAUAUAUAUAUAUAGUUCUACAAAUGUCAUGAAUCAAAAGUAGGAAGAAGCAAAAUUGUUAAUCUCAGCUGUUUGUGAGUUUCCGGCAGCCUGUUAAUCCUAGUGUAGCUCAUACCUGUACUUUCAUUCUGAUUUCUCCUUGUCUUGUUUUUUUUUUUUUUUUUUUUUUUAGCAAUAGUUUACCUCAUGCAAGGAAAGAUGUAUAUAUUGGCAGACAACCCACAGUAUAAAACAUUUGCUCCAGUAUGUGUAAAAAGUACAAGGGAACUAUUGUUUUUCUAGCUCUUUGCAGGAUCGAAUCAGACAGUUUUGAAUGUGACAUUCAUUUCUGUAUUUUUUUUCUCUAUUUAUUACCAGAUAUUUGAGUGUAAACAGGAUCUCAGUUGCUUAGGAGCUCUGCUCCUGCUGCUUAAUAGUACUACUGCCCAACAGCAUAUAGUCUUUGAUUCAACAGAGAUACUUACACGUUAACGGAUCUGCUAUCUUUUGUGCUAUGUGUUUUGAGAUUCUCCCAGCUGCAUCAAAUCAGCCAUUUCUGUUUAAAUCCUAAAUACUACAUAUAACAAUGAAAUAAGAUAUUUCACUGCUUUGCUAGUUUAAGUUUACUGUCACAAAAAGAUCAAUGUAAGGUGGGAGAAUACCAUCUUAAUUUUUUCUGUGGGAGUCUCGCCCCACAGGUGAAAAGAAAACAAAUGCAAAUGAAUCCUACAACUGGGGAAAGUAGAUAGAUAGUUGAGUGUUGUCUUGUUUUCCGGUCCUGAAAUAAUUUUUUACAGUGAGAGGAAGGAGGUUUCAUUCCAAAUAGCCAGCCAUUCACGUUGACAAUCUGUGAAAAUUUAUGUUGAAACUCAGCUUAGUAUUAUCUUCAGCUUGUGUUUUUUUGUUUGGAAUCCAGGCUAAUGUCUUUUAUUUAAGUGUAGAGAAACACCUAAUUAUGUUGAUAUAUGCAUAAACUUUGGGGGAGCAAAAUUGUUCUGUUACGUGUAUUUAAAAUAAAUGGCUCUGCUUUCUGCUUAGUCUUUUCCAUUAAAGCUGCCUACUGUAAUUUUAGCACUGCAUUUCUGACUUCAAAGUCAGAUACAUGUUUGUGGCAUGAAAACAAGAAGCUGUGUUUUGGAUUUUACACUUUCAGUUUUUACUACUUAUUUUAUAUUGAAUAUCUUGUUACAGAUGUCCAGGGCUGGGCUGUAAAUGAUUGCAACUUAGGUCUGUUAGCACAGGUAUUAAAAGGUUCUGACUAAAUACUGGACGAGAGUUUCAACAGGUUCAAAUAGCUGGCAUUUAAGGUUGAAAUAUGCUAAGUAAUGAGUUUGCUCAAAAGUUACUCUUUUUCUGACCUUACACUUACAUGCCCAAAUAUAAGACCAAUACAUUUAAAAAAGACCAAGUCCUAGUAUCUGCAAAAAAAAAGCACUGAAGUUGUAAUCCUGAUCACAAAUAUUUUAAUCCUGAUCAGAUAAUUAAUAAGAAAACAGCUGACCCACCUCUUUUUUUGGAGGGGAUUUCUGCACAACACUUUUACAAUCUUUUUGCAUAAAAAAUGAGCAAGUGGGCUGUUUUCUCAAGUGGUGAAAGAGACAUUGCUACGAGACCUAACCCAGAACUUUUCAGUCCGAAAGCACCGCGUUUUUGUGACAAGACUAUUCCAGACGGGGUUGCACUAUCCGCUCCCGUCUGUUCAGUGACUGGACGUGGAGCCAGCAGGACUUCCCUAAAUUACUCUUCAUCUCCGAUCGAGAAAUGAAUCUCCCUUUUCCAUUCUAAUUUAUCUUUAUGUAUGUAAUGCUAUUUAAUGUUUACUGCUAAACCGGUUGUUUUCUAUUAAAAAGCUGUUUGUUACCCCCUUC
Messenger RNA from Rhea pennata, 3292 nucleotides. RefSeq names its product calcium modulating ligand (gene CAMLG). NCBI's taxonomy places the organism in Eukaryota, Metazoa, Chordata, Aves, Rheiformes, Rheidae. Gene Ontology annotation, cellular component: GET complex. Gene Ontology annotation, biological process: tail-anchored membrane protein insertion into ER membrane. The transcript is spliced from 4 exons. Bases 61 to 807 code for a protein of 248 amino acids. The record is from RefSeq and is a predicted model, not a curated record.